Molecule: messenger RNA, 1225 nt
Organism: Labrus bergylta (ballan wrasse)
Lineage: Eukaryota; Metazoa; Chordata; Actinopteri; Labriformes; Labridae
Source: RefSeq, a predicted model, not a curated record
UGGCCACAGGGGGGGGGCAGUGAUCACGUGUGUGUAGAUGUACUCUCGAGCAGAAGAAACGAAGCAGAGUUUAAUAAACGAGGCAGAGUUUGAAUGAUUAAUUAUUAAUUUAUUAAGAUUAAUGAAAUAAAUAUCCGCCAUGAUGAACUGAGCAGGACUCUGCAGAUCGCGUAGCUCCAUGUUUGUCCCUGCCCGGACUCCGUCCUUCCUGUUGAGGGUGUGGACCGUAAAGAUGACUUCACAGUAAUGGAGGAGCUUCUCUUCUCUGACUCUUCAGUUAAGAACUCGGUCUAAACCGGACAAAGUUCCCGGUUCCUCCCGGUGAUGCGGAGUCGGGAUGGGAAACCUGUUCGGGAAGAAGAAACAAAGUCGCGUGACGGAAGAAGACAGGGCGGUGUUACAACUGAAACAGCAAAGAGAUAAACUGAGACAGUACCAGAAAAGAAUCAACCUGCAGCUGGGGAAGGAGCGACUUCUUGCCAAACAGCUGCUGAGAGAUGGAAAGAAAGAGAAAGCCCUCCUGUUGCUGAAAAAGAAACGUUACCAGGAGCAGCUCCUGGAGAAGACGGAGAACCAGAUCGGGAACCUGGAGCGCUUGGUUCAGGACCUGGAGUUUGCUCAGAUCGAACAGAAAGUCAUCGACGGCUUGAAAGUUGGAAACAGCUGUUUGAAGAAAAUGCACGAGGUGAUGUCUAUUGAAGAGGUCGAGCGGAUCAUGGAUGAAACUCAAGACGCCAUCGAGUACCAACGGCAAAUCGACGACAUGCUAGCCGGCUCGUUGUCUCCAGAAGAUGAAGACGCCGUCCUGGCCGAGCUUGAGGCCAUCACUCAGGGCGACAUGGAGCUGCCUGACGCUCCUGAACAUGACUUACCUGAAGUCCCCGAGGACGCCGAGAAGAAACCAGCGAGGGAGCGUUCCAGAAAGAAGCCGGAGCGCGAGCUGCUCGCUGCAUAGGAACUCGUCUGACCUCCGUUGGCUGACCCGGUGAUGACCACAAACAUCACCGGAGAACUGUCCCGCCUUCAGCAGCUGCCGUGGGGACGGGUCACCUGCAGCACGCUCUUUUAAAACAUGAAGACGUGUGACUGUUCGUCGGACUCUCUGAAGACGUUUUCACUGAAUCAUUUCAGGAGGACGCCGUGGAAGUGGCGUGCAUCAUCAGAGUCCUCCAUAGGACUCUAUGAUGAGAAUAUGUGUCUUUCUAUCAAUGAAUCUCAAUGUAAA